This is a messenger RNA of Meleagris gallopavo (turkey), 3143 nucleotides long. Lineage: Eukaryota; Metazoa; Chordata; Aves; Galliformes; Phasianidae. The record is from RefSeq and is a predicted model, not a curated record.
AUGGGAAAUCUCUGCCUGCUGGAGAAAGCGAAGCAAAAGCUGCGAGGGGACGCGCGGUGCCUGCUGGUUUUCUUGGUAAGAGCUUCCUGCCUGGAGAUUUACAGUGAGGACAUACGAGACCUUCUAGGAGCCGAUACCAAGCAGAGCUUGCAGCUGAAGGAGCACCUGGAGAAGGUGCUGUGCAUGGAGGGGCUUUCCCUGCACCCUGUGCACAGUGUGGUGCAGCGUGAGCAGAUUGUGGAGGCAGACUGGAGGAACACUGUGAUGAACAAGGACUCUUCCUGCUCCAUCUUUACCAUCCAUAUGGAAAUCUGCACCAUAGAUGAGAAAGGGCAGGACCACUUACCUGCAAAACUUAAUGUAGUGGACCUGGCAGGAAAGGAGCAGUCAGAAACUGGAACUACAGGAGAGCAGAGCAGAGAUGCUACCAAAAUCAACCUUUCCCUCUCUGCUCUCAGUCCUCGUUGAUGACACAUCCCUUACCACGACUCAAAGCUGACCAGGCUGCUGCAAGGCUCCCUGGGAGGGGAUACAACCCUGAUGGUAGCAUGCUUAUCUCCAACUGACAACAGCUAUGAUGAACCUGUGCUAAGCAAUACUGCGUGCUAUGCAAAUCGAGUGAAAAACAUCAAGAACAAGUCCUGUAUCAGUGAGGACCCCAAGGAUGCUCUGCUGAGAUAUCAGGAGGAGAUUAAGAAGCUGAAGGCCAUUCUAGCUGAACAGAUGAAUGUGAAUAACUUGUCAGGGCUUCCACCUGCCGAGGCUGCUCACAUAGAAGGGAAGCCAGCUCCCCUCCUCCAACCCCACUUAGAUGUUGAAACAGAGAAGCAGCUGAUCAGAGAAAGAGAAGGAGAAAGACUGGAAGGAAGUGAACUUUGUCCUCACUUGUUACAAAGCCCUUUCCAGGGCACCACAUCUGCCCAAACAGCAGUUUGUAGGGCUAGUCUGUCACCUUUCAUCAAUACUGCACCCAUUUCAGCCAAGGAAAAUGUCAAUGAGUACAGUUUUAUUGGGGUGGAUGUAAGCUGUGUACAGGCAGGAGCGGUGCUGCUGCACCAGGCUCUCUGCUGUGCCCAGGAGAAUAGAGAUGCUGGCCCAGCUAAAGGCCAGCAUGAAGCGAAGCAGAAGUCCCAUGUCUGCCUUGAAGAGGGCAUCAGUAGCCUGAGGAUCUGCUGUGGUCUCAAGCUGUCUGCCCUCGAGGAGAACCUCAGGAAGGAAGCAGUACUCAGAACAGCAAAUCUCCCAAGGAGUCUCUAUUUCUGUAUGGUGUUGUCUCAAGCAUUGUUCAGGUACAGAAGUUCAUCCUUCACAGCUACGCAAAUGCUUCCUUGUAAUGCUCAGCUAAGAGAAGCACUUGGGUUUUCCAGGCUGCAGAUGCUAGAACAAGUGGUAAGGGGGGAGGAGGCUGAAAACAAGGACCUUGAGGAGAAGCUUAACAGGAAGAAGUUUGCAGAUGAGCAGAGGAUGCAGCUAGUGACCAUGCUGCAGAAAUCCGAUGAUGACAGCAGUGAUUUGGUUCUGCUUAAUGUCCACGACUCCAUCCAGGAGGAGAUUCUAGCCAAGAGCAAACUUCUGGAGAAGAUGCAGAAGCUGCGAGCUGCUGAGACAGAAAUCAAAGAUUUGCAGUCAGAGGUUGAGCUGGAAAAGAUCAGUUAUCUCAGCAACAACCGCAGUCUGGAGCAAGACGUGAGGCUCUUCCAGCAGCUGCUGGAUCAGGUGCAGUCCCUCAUCCAGCAGGACUGCAACUGCAGCAAUGUGAAGAAGAUCAAGUGCAAGUCUGUCUGGGAUGAGGAGUCUUGCUGCGGGAAAAUUCCAGAGCCUGACGUUGCGAAAAAAAACGCCUGCCUGCAGGUAAGAGGAGUGUCAGGGUCACAGUGCCAUCCCAUGGCUUCUUCUGGGCUCACCAGCAGGUCAAUAAAUGGCAAUUGGACUGCACUCACCUGUGUCAUCUUCUGUGUACAGUGGAGGCUUCUGCCUUUCCACCAUGUCUGAAUCACAACUUAAUGAGGACAAAACUCACUGGGUCUACACAAAAAUUUUGGCAAGUAGGUGAUACAAACUGGAGAGCUGGCACAGGAUUCCCUGCUAAGCUGUCCGUUCUCUGUGCGCCUUCGGUAGGGAGUGAAUUUGCCAUUAGUGUUUAAACAAAUCAGAUGCCCUUUUUAAAGCUGUUCCUCCUAGGAUCUCAAAUCACUUAGAUGUUAACGAAAAAGCUCUGCAAAGGGGAUAUUACACGGCUUGUUUAAAAGCUUGAGAAAUUAAGGCAAGGCAGCAUCUAGGCUUGGGUGGACUUUCCUGAAGCCUCACACCAAGCUUUAAUUGAUUGGAUUUUGGGUCCCUGUGUGAUUUUCAUCAUCUGGAGCUGCCUCUGCCCAAGAGACACAUUACCCUCCUGUAAGACGAGACUCUCAAGGGUUCUUGUGACUGCUGUCUGAUUCACAUCCUCAGCCACUCACUGGAGACGAAUCACUGCAUGGCUCCCCGAGGCACCUCUGUUAGCCCAAUCGUUAGCAGUGUUGUUGGGAUCGCGGAACGCGUUAUUAAUGCAGAGAGGACAGCCCUUUAACGUUGUUUCUUCUCUCGGCAGUUCCAGCACUGCCACAGCAAGAAAGAGCUCUUCUGGCUGAGUGCGAAGAAGCAGCUCUGAGCUGUGCCCGUCCUGCCAGGGCUCUGAGGAGUGCUGGGACAUGGCAGGGUCAGGGCUGCGCGCUCUGUGCGAGCUGCCUGUGUGCGUGCUCAGCUGGUGCCAGCCGGCAGCUUUAGCAGAGGAGCCCCGAAUACCUACGUCGAGCAGGAGCUGCCCCUUUUGGACCUCGUAAAAUCGCUCAUUUUAGGCUAUUCGGUUCCUUCCCGGUAGCAGAAUGACUUUUAUUGCUGUAAGUUUACAUUACUCCCAGAUGCUGAGGAGGGCUUUACCUAAACGGGGCUGGGCUACAUCCCUGCAGCGCGGACACUGCUGUCGCUCUGUGCCCAGGACAUGGUGCUUUUCAUCGCAAUCUGCAGUAUUUCUAAGCCUUAUCGCGAGAUGCUCAGGUGCCCGCGGGCUGCGCGGCGCCCGCCUCCAUUUCCCGCAGCACCCCGAUCCUGCGCGGGCGGCGUCACGUGACAACUUCGUUCUUUCCCGUUUCCAGCGGGGAGCUGGC